AGGUAGACCAGCUCCGCGCGACGACGGGCCGCCCCCCGCCCGGCCCCGCUCCGGCGCCCCCGGCUCGGUGCUGCAGCCAUCUUCCUGGAGGAGAGGAGCGGAGGCGAAGGCUACCCCUCCGCGGGAUCGCUCCUCACUCAUGCUACCGCCAGCCCUCCCCCGACCGCCUCUUGUCCUCCGUGCUCACCUAGCUCCUUCUAAAGAAGCGCCCUUCCCCCUACUCUAGUUACCCACCACAAGGCGGAGAUUCUCAUUACCUGUUCCACUCUUAUUAGCGUAAGAAAACCAGGCUCAUAAGAUAAACGAAACUUCACAAAAGAUGUCUAAGCAACAACCAACCCAGUUUGUAAAUCCAGAAACUCCUGGCUAUGUCGGAUUUGCAAAUCUUCCCAAUCAAGUACAUCGAAAAUCAGUAAAAAAAGGUUUUGAGUUCACACUGAUGGUAGUCGGUGAAUCAGGUCUAGGAAAAUCGACUCUCAUAAAUAGCCUCUUCCUGACUGAUCUCUACCCAGAAAGAAUCAUACCUGGAGCUGCAGAGAAAAUAGAAAGAACCGUCCAAAUUGAAGCUUCAACUGUUGAGAUUGAAGAGCGGGGGGUCAAGCUGCGCCUGACGGUGGUGGACACGCCCGGCUACGGUGACGCCAUUAACUGCAGGGACUGCUUUAAGACGAUUAUCUCCUACAUUGACGAGCAGUUUGAGCGCUACCUGCAUGACGAGAGUGGCCUGAAUAGGCGGCACAUCGUUGACAACAGGGUGCACUGCUGCUUCUACUUCCUGUCUCCUUUCGGGCACGGACUUAAGCCCUUAGAUGUUGCGUUUAUGAAGGCGAUACACAAUAAGGUGAACAUUGUGCCUGUCAUUGCAAAAGCCGACACUCUCACGCUGAAGGAGCGGGAGCGACUGAAGAAGAGGAUUCUGGAUGAAAUUGAAGAACAUAACAUCAAAAUCUAUCACUUACCUGAUGCAGAAUCAGACGAAGAUGAAGAUUUUAAAGAGCAGACUAGACUCCUCAAGGCCAGCAUCCCAUUCUCUGUGGUUGGAUCCAAUCAGUUGAUUGAAGCCAAAGGGAAGAAGGUCAGAGGCCGCCUCUACCCCUGGGGUGUUGUAGAGGUGGAGAACCCCGAGCACAACGACUUCCUGAAGCUGAGGACAAUGCUCAUCACCCACAUGCAGGAUCUGCAGGAGGUGACCCAGGACCUUCACUACGAAAACUUCCGUUCCGAGAGGCUCAAGAGAGGCGGCAGGAAAGUGGAGAGCGAGGACAUGAAUAAGGACCAGAUCUUGCUGGAAAAGGAAGCUGAGCUCCGCCGCAUGCAGGAGAUGAUUGCGAGGAUGCAGGCGCAGAUGCAGAUGCAGAUGCAGGGCGGCGACGGGGACGGCGGGGCGCUGGGGCACCAUGUGUGAGAAAACACUUUCCUGGAUAAAAAGAAAACAUUCCAGAUGGCAAUAUAGCUGCAUGUUUUCAUGAGAUCGUUGGAAGGCUACCCAUCCACAUUUUGCAGAACCUGUGCCUGAGAAUUUAAUUUUUUUUAAAACUUUUGAUGGUUUUUUUUUAUGAAGUGCUUUUAACAUUUGUAUUUCAUUGCUGUUACACUUUAUAUUUCGUGGGGUGAACUUUCAUUUUUAUUUUCUUUUUCCUUAAUCCUGAUGUUAGAACUGAUUUUUAAGAAUCAGUCAGCAUGUAUAGUUUUAAUACUGAAUUUCUUUAUUUAGCCGAUCUAACUGACCAAUCAUUGGUGAGCACUCUUGAUUUACAUCGAGAACAUUCAGAUUUACCCAGAAUGCUCCUGAGUGGUGGAGACAUGUGCCUAGAGCUAGAGAAAGAUGUGCUGACGAGGUGCAAGGCUGUUUGCUUACCAAGUCACACACUGUGGAGACUUUACUUCCUUGCUUCUGUGUUUGUGCACAACACCUAAAACCAGUUCUGCUGCUAUAAUUCAAUACUGUUGAUAGCAUUUAUCCGUUAACCAAGUAAAACAGAACAGAAUUAUCUAAUGAGAUGCAUGUUAAUACUUAAAUAGCUUCUUUAAAACAGGCUUUUAGAGGUGAAUUUUAAGAAGUCUCUGGAUUCUGAUGCUAGGUCAUUUUUGAGACCACUGUGCAGAGAUUCACACCACAAGCCACUUCUUGUAGUGUCUCCACUAACAUUGGUUAGACUGUGCUACAGAGAAAAAUCAGAGUAGCUAUGAGCUCUGGUUUUCAUAUUGCAACUAAAAUUCUUACCUGCACAAUGUCAGUAAACUAUUUUUACUCAACUAAAUUUUAAAAAAAAAUUUUUUAAGGAAAAUUAGCAAUUGACCUGUUCUGAAACCAACUUUUUUAUAUUUUAUACUGCACUUUAGUGUAUUUUCUGUAACUGUGGGUGUAGAUCUGCCUUAGCUGUGCAGAUUGGGCCCUUUGGCCGAUGGGCCCAUGAACCCCCAGCUCAUCACUGAGUAGGGUUUCUGCCCUGACUCAGCUCCAUGAAGCCCAGAGGCCUACCAGGUUUUCUUGAUUUGGGUUUCUUUUAACUGUUCACUUUUUGAAUGUUUUUCUGAUGGGAGGAAAAAUAUCAGUGAUCACUUUUUUAUGUGCAGACUGUCUCAUUUAUUUUUCAACCAUUGUCACUUCCUCUAUUUUGUGUGAUCCAAAUUUCUCCAUGUGCCAUGUAAAAGUGAAAGGCAUUUCAAAUCUGUAGUGUAGGCUGGUCAGCAGGUGCACACAGUUGAAGCCACACCUGGUUUGCUUUCUGUGCACUGUGGGUGGCCUUGGCCCUCCCUCAGCUUUCCUGCCUUUUCUUCAUGUGUCUCCUGUGGUACACUUUCAUCAUUUCUACUCACUCUGGGCAAUUUGAAGCCCGGAAGUGACAUGUGAAAGGACACAACGGUUAUGGAGGGAGCGUAACCGGGUAUUUUCAUUUUACUACACUAGGAGGAAUUGAGAUGGAUAAAAAAGCUUAAUCUGAGGAUGAGACAGGCUUUUUUGUUUUGGCCAGAAAAAAGAUAAAAUGAAACGGUCAAAUAAUCUUAGUUAUGAAGGUAUACUACAGAAAAUAAUCUGGUGAUCUUGCUUACUUUGCCUCCUCACUGUUGCAUAAUUGUGAAUGAUCAAAACCUCAUUCAGGUUUUUCCCAAGAAAAAGUAUUGCAUGACUUUACAAUACAUCCAUGCAUAGUCAAUUAUUUGGGUUUCUGACAUUUAAUGACUUUGCUAGAAAAAGCUGUAAAAACAAAAAACAUCUGCAAGUGAUUGAUGUAUGUCCUGUAUAUGUUUGAGUAAAAGUACUGUUGAGGGCAAGGUGCCACCUAAUGAUGGUUACGAAGGGUGGGAGGGCACACAGUUACACUGCUAAGUUCCCUUUUGUUUUGCUACUCAAAUUAAAUACAUGCUUUUGCUAACAGAGAAUUGCUUUAACGAAGAGAUAAUCUCUACCUAUAGAAAUGUAUUUUGAAAACACUUAUUUUACACAGCAAUUUUGUAUCCAUUUAAACUAACCUUUUAUCAAUAAAGCGCUAUUGUUUAGAUAUUAAA
This is a messenger RNA of Lemur catta (Ring-tailed lemur), 3510 nucleotides long. It is a transcript of the gene SEPTIN2, whose product is annotated as septin 2. Gene Ontology annotation, molecular function: GTP binding; GTPase activity; molecular adaptor activity. The record is from RefSeq and is a predicted model, not a curated record. Gene Ontology annotation, cellular component: septin ring; cell division site; septin complex. The transcript has 13 exons. Lineage: Eukaryota; Metazoa; Chordata; Mammalia; Primates; Lemuridae. Bases 320 to 1405 code for a protein of 361 amino acids. Gene Ontology annotation, biological process: cell division; cilium assembly; cytoskeleton-dependent cytokinesis.